GAGGAAAUAUGACCAUAUUUAGACAGCAGCUGGAGUCCAGAGAGUUGAUAUGUCAGCUGGACUGGAACCACCGAUAACUCGGCAAGGAGGGAUUUAACUCGCGACCUGAAUUUAGACUGAAUCUAAACCUAGACUGUGCAAUCCGGGAUGUUUUGGACGCGUUCAGGACUUCCAGCGUCAUCGGAAUCCGCUUCCCUAUGAGCUUGGGGUCGUGACAGCUUCCCCAUAUCGCGAUAGGAGCGGUUUUGUCGCUACAACUUCAAACUAUUCGGCACCUACUAGCCUAACCUAUCGCUAUAACCCGGUUUCUUACCCGGGUUUUGGAGUACCAGCAUGUCUGUGUAACCACUGUCAAGUUCCAGGAUUGUCUGGGGAAUGUGAGGACGCUGUUCUUACGGUUUGUGGACGGCGAGUGUCGUCUGAUUUGUUUCUUAUAGAAUUUGGUUUUAGUCACUUUCCCCACCCCCCACCCCCAACGCCUGGCUACCGAGCUAGCAGACAUGGCUAACAAAGUGUAGCUUGUGUUCACUGAGCCUUAAAAACACGGCUAUGCCGACACGGCGACACCAUAGAGCCCGGUAAAUAGGAGUCCCGGUGACGGACUGCAGUAGAGCCCGGUGUGACAGUCGGCACGAGUGUGGUCGGAGGGCCAGGACGCCCCGCCAGGACACGGCCCAUCGCCGUGGGAGACAGCGGACCUUACGGAGGACGAGUUCCCAGCUUCAGACCGCUUAGGUCCCGGCAGAGACCGGGGCACUGACCUCAUGAAUGGACACCGGAACAACAGCAACGGUAGCGGUGGAGGCCCAGGCUCUGUUCCAGGUGCCCAGGCGCCCGGGCUUCGGUUCAGCAGGGAAGCCCAUCAGGCUCCUGGCUAACUGCUUCCAGGUGGACAUCCCCCAGAUGGACGUCUACCUGUACCAGGUGGACAUCACGCCUGAGAAGUGUCCUCGCAGGGUCAACAGGGAGGUGGUCGACUCUAUGGUGAAGCACUUCAAGGUGACCAUCUUCGGGGACCGGAGGCCGGUCUACGAUGGGAAGAGGAGCCUGUACACAGCUAACCCACUGCCUCUAGCAGCAGCCGGGGUGGACCUGGAUGUCACUCUACCAGGGGAAGGGGGGAAAGACCGGCCCUUCAAGGUGUCCAUUAAGUUGGUCUCCAACGUGAGUUGGCACACAUUGCACGAUGUGCUGGCGGGGCACGGUACCCCAGACCCCCUGGAACUGGACAAGCCCAUCAGUACCAACCCUGUUCACGCCGUCGACGUGGUGCUCAGACACCUGCCCUCCAUCAAGUACACACCCGUGGGCCGUUCGUUCUUCUCCCCUCCAGAGGGUUAUGACCACCCGCUGGGCGGGGGAAGAGAGGUGUGGUUCGGCUUCCAUCAGUCCGUCCGCCCCGCAAUGUGGAAGAUGAUGCUCAACAUCGAUGUGUCUGCCACAGCUUUUUACAAGGCCCAGCAGGUGGUCCGGUUCAUGUGUGAGGUUCUGGACAUCCACAACAUCGAUGAGCAACCCCGGCCCCUCACAGACUCCCACCGGGUCAAGUUCACCAAGGAGAUCAAAGGUCUGAAGGUAGAGGUGACCCACUGUGGGACGAUGAGGAGGAAGUACCGUGUGUGUAACGUCACUCGCCGCCCGGCCAGCCACCAGACCUUCCCCCUGCAGCUAGAGAACGGGCAGACGGUGGAGCGCACGGUGGCUCAGUACUUCAAAGACAAGUACAGCCUGCAGCUGAAGUACCCCCACCUGCCCUGUCUGCAGGUGGGCCAGGAGCAGAAACACACCUACCUGCCCCUGGAGGUGUGUAACAUUGUAGCAGGCCAGCGCUGCAUCAAGAAGCUGACUGAUAACCAGACCUCGACGAUGAUCAAGGCCACAGCUCGCUCUGCCCCCGACAGACAGGAAGAGAUCAGCCGGCUGGUGCGCAGCGCCAACUACGAAGCGGACCCCUUCGUCCAGGAGUUCAGGUUCAAGGUGCGGGACGAGAUGUCCCAGGUGACGGGGCGCGUGCUGCCCCCACCCAUGCUGCAGUAUGGAGGUCGGGUGAGCACCGAAAACUACCUGGAAAGCCGUACGGUGGCGACCCCCAGCCAGGGUGUGUGGGACAUGCGGGGGAAGCAGUUCCACACCGGGGUGGAGGUCAAGAUGUGGGCCAUUGCCUGCUUCGCCACGCAGAGACAGUGCAGAGAGGAGAUCCUCAAGGGCUUCACGGACCAGCUGCGUAAGAUCUCCAAGGACGCUGGGAUGCCCAUCCAGGGCCAGCCGUGCUUCUGUAAAUACGCCCAGGGGGCCGACAGCGUGGAGCCCAUGUUCAGACACCUGAAGAACACCUACGCCGGCCUGCAGCUCAUCAUCGUCAUCCUGCCCGGGAAGACCCCCGUCUACGCGGAGGUGAAGCGUGUGGGAGACACCCUCCUGGGCAUGGCCACGCAGUGUGUCCAGGUGAAAAACGUGGUGAAGACGUCUCCCCAGACGCUGUCCAACCUCUGCCUCAAGAUCAACGUCAAGCUGGGAGGAAUCAACAACAUCCUGGUCCCUCACCAACGGCCCUCGGUGUUCCAGCAGCCUGUUAUCUUCCUGGGAGCCGACGUCACACAUCCCCCGGCUGGGGACGGCAAGAAGCCCUCCAUUGCAGCGGUGGUGGGCAGUAUGGACGCCCACCCCAGCAGGUACUGCGCUACGGUGCGUGUCCAAAGGCCCAGGCAGGAGGUGAUCCAGGACCUCUCCUCUAUGGUGCGAGAGCUGCUGAUCCAGUUCUACAAGUCGACCCGCUACAAGCCCACCAGGAUCAUCUUCUACCGGGACGGGGUGUCCGAGGGACAGUUCAGACAGGUGCUGUACUACGAGCUGCUGGCGAUCCGGGAGGCCUGCAUCAGCCUGGAGAAGGACUACCAGCCCGGCAUCACCUACAUCGUGGUCCAGAAACGCCAUCAUACUCGCCUUUUCUGUGCUGACCGCAAUGAGAGGGUCGGGCGCAGUGGCAACAUCCCCGCCGGCACCACGGUAGACACGGACAUCACCCACCCCUCCGAGUUUGACUUCUACCUCUGCAGCCACGCCGGGAUACAGGGUACCAGUCGGCCCUCGCACUACCACGUCCUCUGGGACGACAACUGCUUCACCGCCGACGACUUCCAGGUCCUCACCUACCAGCUGUGCCACACGUACGUCCGCUGCACGCGCUCCGUGUCCAUCCCCGCGCCGGCCUACUACGCUCACCUGGUUGCCUUCCGCGCCCGCUACCACCUGGUGGACAAGGAGCACGACAGUGCGGAGGGCAGCCAUGUCUCUGGUCAGAGCAACGGCCGGGACCCUCAGGCGCUGGCCAAGGCGGUCCAGAUCCACCACGACACCCUGAGGACCAUGUACUUCGCCUGAACACACACAUACACACAGAGUAAUACACACACACACAGACACACACACACAGACACACACAGACACACACAGAGAGAGAGUAAUAUAUACGCACACACACACUAACAUAUGCACACACAUAGCGUGUCAGUCUUGGAGUAUAUAGAGGUGUGUGUGCCCCUACAUCCUGUCUACCCAGACCAGACACUGUGCAAGGAGGGACGUACAUACACAUACACGGAUAUAUUCUGGACUGAGGACAUGAGCACUGCUUUAAUAUCAAAAGACUUUUAUGCAAUACUGAACCAGCCAAUCAUGAUUUUAGUUCCCCCCCCCCCCCCCCCCCCCCCCCCUCCUCAUUUUCCCCGGGAGAUGUGAGGGGCGUUUUCCCUAACCUUCAGCCGCCAUCCCAUCAUGUUUCUUGCGUAGCCCAACUCGGUUUAAACAGCAGCCCUUUUGGAUUGGUCAGUUUUAAUUUUUUUUUGUGUGUGUUUUUAUUUUUAUAUGACAGCGAUAUAAUAUAUGUGCCUGUUUGGGUUCCCUCUGUCUGGAUGUAACCCCAAAGCCUGGCUGCAGCCAGGCUUCAACUGCCUCCUUUAUAUUUAAGACGGUGUCAUGCCCACAUCUGGCCACAUGGGGGAGGUGUUGGCCCUCUGGUGAUGUACAGUGACGCACCGGGGGAGAUCGGGAGGGGUUUCAACUUCAUCAGCUCUCUGUAUUUUCUAAGGGGUUUCAUCUUUGUUCAUUUUUGUUUCUUUUCCAUUUUUAAGAACAAUCCUUUUCGGUUCCCAUAUGAUAUUUAAAUGUGACGAUAUUUCCGCCCGCCCCGGUUGUUACCCUAGCUCUCAUUCCCCGUCUGAAGGAGCGAGGUAACGCUGUCUCAAAUGCGAGUAGGAAGCUUCCUCGGUAGUUCUCUACCUUGUGAAAGUGGUCAAUUAAGUCCCACCGCCUAAUCGGCUAGCAUCAUGUGACGAUCACGUCGGGCGUAUUUCCUAUCCUACGAGGGGGUGAGUCACAUCGGGGUCCUUUUGAGAUCUUACACACCGAGGAUCACAUUUCCUUGAAGCCAAGUCCUAUGUUCCUGCUGAAUUGGAACAGUCCUAUGCCACCACAACACCUCCCAUUGCCCCCUAUUUAGGAAGCUUCCAUGCAAUUGAGACACAGCCCUUGGGAAGGUCAUUCCCCAACAAAUAUUUUGGAGAUGGUAGGGGAGAGAGACAGUUUGAAGAGCGUCGGUAGGGCAGAGAGAUAGUUUUGAAGAGCGAAGGUAGGGCAGGGAGACAGUUUAACGAGAGAUGGUAUAUCGACAAUUUUAGAGAAAGAUGGAUAACGGGUAGUUUAAAUAGAGA
Molecule: messenger RNA, 4709 nt
Organism: Gadus morhua (Atlantic cod)
Lineage: Eukaryota; Metazoa; Chordata; Actinopteri; Gadiformes; Gadidae
Gene: ago3a
Product: argonaute RISC catalytic component 3a
Exons: 20
Coding region: 769-3381 (870 amino acids)
Molecular function (GO): RNA binding; protein binding
Source: RefSeq, a predicted model, not a curated record